AUGUCAUAUAAGAACCAUCAUAACGAGGCUAAUUAUCAAAAGUGUAUGAAUUGUCCCAGACGAAACCUCCAUUGCGUAAACUCCACAUCCAGCCGUCGUCAGCAAUACCACCGCAGUACUCAAGAUAGUCAGCUGCAUUGUAGCCAUAAAACAUACACUCGAUCGCACCAAUCGUUUCGAAUUGGCAUUCAUUACCUCAAUCUUUAUUCUCGAAAUCAACCACGUACUGUCCCCUAUCAAACCACCUGUCCUUCGUCGACGUCUGCCUUUUCACCACCUUUAUCAUCGCGAUUAAUAUUUUUAUUAUUAUGUAUCACAUGCAUUCUGAGCAAUGCGGGCACCACUCUUGCCUCUUCAUUCUCUCCAAUUCCUAGAUAUGCGCACACCUCAACGUUAUUCAACAACAGGCUCUAUAUUUUCGGCGGACAAUCCGCAGAUUCGAUACUUAACGACAUGUUCUAUUUAGAUCUUUCGUCCUCAUUUUCCACCACUGCUCCACCGUGGGUUAGCGCACCGUCAUUUCAGGUGCCCGUAAGAACUGCGUGGGGUGCUGCGUUCAAGGGUGGAAGCAACAUGUCAACUAUCUUUCUUACCAAUGGAUUGAUGCAGCCGGUCGGGAACGAGGGCACCGACAUUAGUAGUACUUAUCAGUUUGAACCUGAUUAUCGACUAUGGAGCUCAUCCUCAGCGAGCGGUUCAACUCCGGAGAGAAGGACAAACUUUCAAUAUGCAGACGAUGAUCAUGGGAAAAUCUAUAUUUUUGGUGGUUACAAAGAGGUCGCUAAUAAAACGAGUAAUUCGACUGUUCGUGUAGGGUUCAACGAUAUUUUCGCAUUUGACAGUGUGUCUUUGAGUUGGACGCAAGGGUCGACCGUUGAUGCUCCUCCACCAACAAGCGAUGCAGCAUGUGUAAUGUUGAGUGACGGAAGGAUAUUAUUCAUCGGAGGGAAGAUGUUACGUGAUAAGAAUACAUGGGUGGAUGCAUCCAUGAACCAGAUUCCGAUUUAUGACACCAAGCUUGCAAAAUGGUCGACUAUGGUCACAGACGGAAGAACAAUCGUUCCAAGAUCCGGUCACACGGCAGUUAUAACUCCCGGUGGAAAAAUCAUAAUCUUUGGUGGAGUGAUAGGCUCAUCCAAGGUGGCGCCCGAAGACCCGGUCGUCAUACUGGACACCACCACUAAACCAUUUAGUUAUAGCACACUAAAUGGAUAUGUACCUCCAGAUGCUUUGGUUUCUAACCAUGAGGCCAUCGUUUAUCAGAAUUAUAUGUUUGUUAUUUUUGGCAUAAUAAACCACAACGUCUCUUCCAUUCCAAGAUCUCCAAGUUCGCAAAUUUACGUUCUAGACUUUAAUACAUACAGCUGGGUCACUACCGCCAAUAUCCAAUCCGAUUCACGCAGCAAAUGGUUCAUCAUUGCUGUCUGCAUUACUGGCGCUCUGAUCACCGUAAUAUUCGUGACGAUCGGCUUCAUAUAUUAUAGGAAGUACAAAAAGUCCAGUGAAUCGUCAAGUGUCAAGAGUGUGACAGGUCUCGAGAGUGAAAAAGGUGGGGAUGGAAAGAGCGAUUGUGGAACAGAGAGUUAUAAUCCAUACGAAAGUUAUAAUCCGUAUGGUGAAAAGAGCAUUGAUGAAGAGAACGAAGACGACGGCGACGACAGCGAGAACCGAUUUUCGAUAUCUAUUGCUAACAUUCAAAUCAGCAAAGCAUAUUUCGAAAAGUACCCCACUCAUUCCGGAAACUCUGGCCUCUCAAUAUAUUCUUCCCAUUCUGGACAUAGCUCUUCACAUGGACUAAUUCAUUCGCCGGGCUACACGUUUAGUGCACCGAAUUCACCAGGAUACGCGUUGAACGUACCUAAUUCGCCGAAAUAUCCGUUGAGCGCGCCUACUUCACCAAAAUACGCGUUGAGCGUACCUAAUUCGCCGAAAUACCCGUUGAGCGCGCCUACUUCACCGAGAAACACGAGGUAUUGA
Molecule: messenger RNA, 1977 nt
Organism: Acaulospora morrowiae
Lineage: Eukaryota; Fungi; Glomeromycota; Glomeromycetes; Diversisporales; Acaulosporaceae
Source: the annotation of a GenBank genome assembly